AUGUCUUCUCUGGUUUUAUAUCGCAUGAAUGGGGCCGUUCUUAUGGGGAGAUGUGGUAGGAGAAUUAACACCAGAGUGCCCAUUGACUUUUCUGAAGUUACCGUUAAUGUUGAUGGCGAAGGUAGAGUACCACCAUUUGGAAACUAUAACGAGAAGAGCUUUGAAACAAUACCCGUUACAAGCGGGAACUUCACAGUUGGGGACGCUACCUACGCAAUUCAUCCUAAUCCUCUUUUGUCGGGAGGCCCUUCAUGCAAGACAGAUGUUGACUCUGUUAACAACCGCAUUUCUGUUUACUGCAGAAGGUUAUACUGGGAUUACACAGACAUCAUCAGCGACAUGAAGACAGCAGACACUGACUGUUUUGGCCCUUUCCCCCCACUACUGGGGGAGUUCGAGAAGGACUAUUACACAAUGGAGGAGAAACAAGACUAUGAGAGGAAGAGCGUCCUGAUCCCCAAAAUAGGUCGUCGUUGCAAGAAAGACGAAGAGAAGAAACCACCCCCAAACCUUGACGGUGCAGGGUGGCCUCACCAGAGGUACUUGUUUCAGCAAAUCUCAGACGUUAUGGAGUGUGGCAAGAACCACACCUGUUCUGCUUGCAGUGAUAACUCGAAGAACAUCGCCUAUGGAUUCACAACGUUGUCGGGUCUCAGCUUCUCUUCUAGAAUUGGUGGAAAGGAUUCGGGAUUAACUGUCACUAGAGACAUAACCCAUGGUUUCUCGGUGACGAGAUCCUGGACAGUAGGGAAUUCAUAUAGCUGCCCAGGCAACCCAGGUGAUCAAGUCUGCGUUUGGUACAGGGUUGCCCACACUGCAUGGACCGUUCGAGAGCGUGAUCCGCUCCCUCUCAGGACCGGUUAUACGAAGCAAACUAUUAAUGCCGCCCCUAAUCGACGGAAUGAGGGUGGUGGGGUUGUCUGCAGAUACAACAAUGAAUGCAGAUCAAAGGGCGACAAAUACUGGGACUGCUACGGUAGGAAAGAUGCACAAUUUAGGUACUGUCCACCUCCUGGAUACCCACCAAAAUUGCAUCUAGAUCCAGGUCCUCUACCGCAAGACCGGGAAUUUGUGGCUAGGGCGAUAGCCAGAUUGGAGAAAAAGCAAAGGAUAAUAGGCGAAAGAGGAGAAAAUGCAUGGGCAUAUUAUGAACGUAAGGAAAGGGAGCUUGAAAAGAGGUUGAAGAUGGAGUAUGCUGAAAAGUGGAGACAUGCAAUACAACAAGAGAAAGAAGAAAUGGAAAUAAUCUUGAAGGAAGAAAAGGAGGCAGAGAAAGAAAGGAAGAAGCAAGAGCAAAUAGACAAUGACAGGAAAAAAUACGGGAAGAAAAGCCAGAAGGAAAAAGAGAUACAAGAACAGAUGGAUAAAAUGGAAAAUGUUGAGGAAGUAUUAUAUGGUGGGAUUGACUUUUAA
This is a messenger RNA of Fusarium fujikuroi IMI 58289, 1413 nucleotides long. RefSeq lists its product as uncharacterized. Lineage: Eukaryota; Fungi; Ascomycota; Sordariomycetes; Hypocreales; Nectriaceae. The transcript is spliced from 4 exons. The record is from RefSeq and is a predicted model, not a curated record. Bases 1 to 1413 code for a protein of 470 amino acids.